Messenger RNA from Corylus avellana, 1329 nucleotides. RefSeq names its product esterase/lipase/thioesterase family protein. The record is from RefSeq and is a predicted model, not a curated record. NCBI's taxonomy places the organism in Eukaryota, Viridiplantae, Streptophyta, Magnoliopsida, Fagales, Betulaceae. Gene Ontology annotation, biological process: protein demethylation. Gene Ontology annotation, molecular function: protein methylesterase activity.
UCUUUAGAGAAAGUGAUCAGAACCAAAAUGGAUUCCUCAAGUCUCACUACUCUUCCUGAAGAUGAGACCUCAGAGCAACAAAACCAGCAACCAUCCUCUGCAUUCGCCUCCAAACCCGAUCGCCCUGCGACUCAGAGUUCGUUGCAGAAAUACUCACCGUUGGAAUGGUCGGGCUAUUUUGAUCGAGAGGAUGAUAUUCGUAUUCCGGAUACAGAGGAUGUGUUUCAUGUAUAUCUGGGAGGAACAGAAGGGCCAGUUGUUUUUUGUCUUCAUGGAGGUGGUUAUUCUGGGCUUUCAUUUGCGUUGGCAGCAAGUAAGAUCAAGGAGAAAGCUCGGGUAGUGGCAAUGGACUUGAGAGGACAUGGAAAGUCAGCAUCAGAAAAUGACCUUGACCUAUCUAUUGAGACUAUGUGCAAUGAUGUUUUGGCUGUUUUGAAAUCAAUGUAUGGAGAUUCCCCUCCUGCAAUUGUACUUGUUGGCCACAGCAUGGGAGGCUCUGUCGCCGUGCACGUUGCUGCAAAGAAAUCAUUGCCUAGCUUGGCCGGGCUGGUUGUUGUGGAUGUUGUAGAGGGAACAGCUAUGGCUUCAUUAAUGCAUAUGCAGAAAGUCCUAUCAAGCAGGAUGAAGUAUUUUUCAGGCAUUGCAAAAGCGAUUGAAUGGAGUGUGAAAGGAGGCUCUUUGAGAAACGUGGAUUCAGCUCGUGUAUCCAUCCCUACCACAUUAAAAUAUGAUGAUUCCAAGAAAUGUUAUACUUACCGAGCACGUCUAGAAGAGACGGAACAAUAUUGGAGAGGCUGGUAUGAAGGCCUUUCAGAUAAAUUUCUGUCAUGUCCUGUUCCGAAGCUCUUGCUGUUAGCAGGAACAGACAGACUGGACAGAGCUCUCACAAUUGGUCAAAUGCAAGGAAAGUUUCAAAUGGUGGUUGUCAGACACACUGGGCAUGCUAUACAGGAAGAUGCACCUGAAGAGUUUUCUACUCUGGUACAGAAUUUUAUCACUCGUAAUCGCAUAGGCCCUCAUGGAAUUGAGAUACCAGGUUUCCGUCGGCCAUCCCAGUCACAACCUUGAAUCGGAUGGAAAACCAUACGAUGAACAACCCGUAAGCGACAAUGGACUGAUGUCAUGGCUUUGGCGUUUUUUUGGGGGUGGUAUAAUGGCCUAGGCCUUUUUGGGGUGGUUUAUUUUAUUUUAUUUUUAAACUUCUAUGUUGGUCGGGUGGGGUGGAUAAUGAAGUCACAGAUAAUGAUCAAAAUGCUGUAUAGGAUAGGACAUGCAUUUUCUGAGAUGUCCCAAAUCUUCUGUAAAUAUGUUUUGCGGUUUUCCUUGCUA